Messenger RNA from Diaporthe batatas, 3953 nucleotides. RefSeq lists its product as uncharacterized. The record is from RefSeq and is a predicted model, not a curated record. The transcript has 5 exons. The coding region runs from base 753 to 3443 and encodes 896 amino acids. Gene Ontology annotation, cellular component: nucleus. NCBI's taxonomy places the organism in Eukaryota, Fungi, Ascomycota, Sordariomycetes, Diaporthales, Diaporthaceae.
CAGCAACCACACGAUACCACCUGACCACCACACCAGCUGCACACCCACCGAUGGAUGAGGUCAAGACUCGGGCUCGAGCACCCUUGCACUAGAUCGCCGCAUCUCGUCCCACAACCGGGCCAGAGGGGAAGGGAGGGGCCUUGGGGGGUUGUGGAUCGCAGCCCUGCCCUGUCCCUGCCCUGCUCCUCAAAAUCCUCACCAUUCUCGCAGCAUCCUCGGCCCCGCUCAAACCUUGCAAGACUUGUUUUCGACCUGACCGAGCCUGACUACGGAGAGGAGUACGGAGUAGGCAGAGAGGUCUGCACAGUAUCUUGUCCCGUCGCUGUGCUCCGUCGGUCUGCUUGGAGCCUGAGGAUGGGCCGCGGCGAGAUGAGCGUUGAGCUUCUGGACGGGGUUGCUCCCGGCUGUCGUCGCCAGGGAGCAGGGACCAUCACUUGGACGCAGGAGCCGACAGGGACAGGGACCGUACGCUGAUGGGGGGUGGGGUGGUCCUCCAUCAUCCAAGGUCCAAGAGCUCAUGGAGAUGCUUGCGAGCCCGCGAGUGUUGGCCGACCAGCGACGGUGACGGCCAAUAUCUUGCGCAUCGUGUGCUCUGCUCGCCCAUUUGUCCAGCCAUUCAAGGUCCCGACGCCCCUGAUCUUGAUGCAACCUGAGCAUUGGGUUUUGCCAGGCCGGGCCACAAUCAGCUGGAACUGCACCCUACAUCUACCUUGGAUUCCCCUCCUCCUCUCCCGCCGCCUCCAACCGGCGCCAUGAUGACCAGCGACCAUGACCAGCUGUUGGACCGGAUCCUCCCACAUGUGGACCGCGGCGCAAUCACCGCUGCGAAGAACACUAUAACAGACUUUGACUGGGACGACGAGUCCGACAGCGCCGAUUUCGAGGAGCCCUUCUCCGUCACCACCCGCUCCGUCCUGACGCGCACCAACAGCGAGGCAAGCUACGGCGUCUUCAACGGCGGUCUUUCCCCAUCCAGGCCGCUCAGGCACAAGGACUUGGACGGUGGUGCUCUGGACCACAUGGCUGAAACCCGCGACGCCAACGAAACCCAUGGCCAGGCCAACGGCAAUGCCGCCGUGCGGUACCGGGGCGACGCCGACCCGGCAGACCUGCCGCGCAGCAAGCCCGGGUCACGUGCUGGACAUGUCGCCUCGGGGAAGUCUUCCCCGCGCCACACAAGAGACGGGUCAGACACCUUUGGCUCUGUCGACGUGCCCCUGAGGCACUCAUCGCGCCCGGACAGCGGCACUGUGGGCAUCCCGUCGGUUGUGGACAAGCCUUUGCCAGAGCUCAAGGAGCCACGUCCCCAGCACCCGGUCAUUGUUGAGGACGUGGAGCAGACGGCUCAUGACGGGGUCGAGAAUGGCGAUGAUCACGCCCACCGGGCGUCCAACCAGCGGCGGGCAAGGUCGCCCCUCCCGCCGCCGGCGCCCUCGGCGACACCUCCCCCGAUCGCACACAAGCCGACCCAGAACGGUCGGAGGAUUGUGUACGACGAUUUCCCAGACAAUGACGAGGAAGACACGGACGAUGACCAUGGGGCUGGCGGCCCCGAGGACAGCGGUGAAGACGAUGAAGAUGAUUACGAGGACCGUCUGGACCAGCAUACACGAGCAACCCGCGCCCACGAGGCCAGAGGGGGCCCUCCUCUGGCUCACAACAACGCCAGACCGCGUCAGAGGGAUGGUAGGGCCGACAGCGUCGCCAGCAACAACUCACGCGGCUCCCGUGCCGCCCGAUCCAGGACGGCAAACCUCGCCCGUGAUUACAAGGGCUUGAGGACUCCCAUCCUCGACCAUCUCCAGAUGUACCAGGAUGCCGAAACCAAGAAAUCACUUGUCGACAGGACCAUACCUCCCGUCCCCCAGCGCCCCGUGCACCAAAAGACGUAUAGGAGCGUCGACGAUGGCAUGUACAACGACUAUUCCUCGCGCAGCAAUGGCAUCGGGUCGUCUCCUAACGAGGCCGUCUCGGGCGGCCCAAUACGGAGGAGAUACAGCGACGACGAUAUUUCGGUACGAUCGGUCCGCAACUCUAUCUCGGGCAGGACCGCCAAGAGCUCUGCCUCUCAGAGCAUGCCCGACUUCUUCAGCUCCGAGAUCUUCCAGGUGGUCUUGCACAACCCCACGACCGCCUAUCAGCUGCUCAAGUUCAGCGAGAGCCGUCUCUGCUCAGAGAACGUCGAGUUCCUGGCCAAGGUCGACGAGUACCGGACAACUUUGAAUAACCUCGCCAGCCAGAUGGCUUUUAUCCACAAGCAAUUCAUCAGCCCCGGCUCAGCUUUCCAGAUCAAUGUCAAUGGCAGUCUGCUGAAGAGAGCCCACAAGGAGAUGAAGACGCUCAUCUCGAGCGCCUUUCCCUCGAUGGAGACCGUCUUCACCGAGCUACAAGACCAGAUCGAGACCCUAGUCUUCCAGGACGUCUAUCCCCGCUUCGUCAGGCACCAGAUGGCCUUGAGCGCAACACGGGCACUUGCAACCGACAGGUUCAAAUAUCAGGGACUUGGCGAUUGCUUCUGUUUAACGAACCCUAGAAUCGCAGACAACCCCAUCGUUUUUGCCUCUGAUGGCUUCGUCAAGACCACGGGAUAUUCGCGUAGCGAGGUUGUGCCGCGCAACUGUCGCUUCCUGCAAGGGGCUCACACGGAUAGGCAGCCAGUGCAUCGCCUGAAGACUGCGAUCGCCGAGGAAAAGGAGUCAGUGGAACUAUUGCUGAACUACAAGAAGAAUGGCGAUCCUUUUUGGAACUUGCUCUACGUUGCACCACUAUACAAUCAGCGAGGCAAGAUCGAGUUCUUUAUUGGCGGUCAGGUCAACUGCUCCACAACGAUCCACAGCAACGUCGACGUCUUGAAGGUCCUGUCGACCUCCGCUGCAAGCGAGGCCGACGUGGCUGAUGUCAACAAGCCCCUGCCACCCACAAAUGGGCAGCACAACAAGACAUCUGCGCGCAAGACCAUACUCAAAGCCUUAGGUAUGCGCCAAAACGGACACAAUGCGCACAUACCGCAGUUUGACGCUGGCAUGGAAAACGGUGUGUUGGGACGAAUGGAGGGACAGGACCUGAAUUCACAGAUGAAGGAGUUCUACACGGCCUACUCCAAGUUCCUGGUCGUCCGCGCCAACAAUUUCGUGAUCGAGUUCUACUCGGAGGGCAUCGUCGAGAUGCUCAACCCGGCCAACAUGGCCGGCACCAUGGUCGCCGGCACCGAUGUGUUCAGGUUCUUUGGCGUCAACAUGAUGGCCAAACAGUCCGAGUACAAGACCAGGGUUCGCAAUGCCACCCGCGCCGGCAUGCCAAUCAGCACGGAGUUGCGCCUACAGACGCGGCGGUCGGCCAUCUUUAGGGGCGACGAGAAGUUCGUCGCGCACUGGACGCCCUUGAAGGACGAGAAGGCUGCUGUACACUGGGUCGUCGUCACCAUCGCGCCUCUAAUGGUCUAAGAGGCGGGGUGCAGCAGAUAGACCGCCUUUGGUGCACGAUACGGCCUUUUACCGGCCCUGCCUUCGACGCAUUCCGCGAGACGCGCAUGACUCCCGGACACUUUGGGCUUGAAUGCCUGGGUAAACUCUUGUGCGGCCAGUAUUCGCAGCCGCCGUCUCUUCUUCGAGCAGCAAGUGGCCAAGGCCCUUGCGAGAACUUCCCAUUCUGGUUUUAAUGUGGUUAACGACUUAUCUUCUUGUUGCGGAUAUAGGGAACAUAGCAGAUAAUGCGAGAUCUUCAGAGGUAGAGCUGGAUGCUCCGGGGUCAGGGAACAAGGCACCAGGCUCAGACUUGAUACCACAGUGUGUUUCAAUCGACCGCCGUGUCGUCCGCAAAAUCUUUUUCAUGGAAUAGUUAUCGUAUCCGUUUCGUUUGGCUUCACAUUCUCAGACGGGUCCAGGGAAGGAACUACGUAUAUAGCCUACAAAUAAUUGAAUCCAGCCUCUUUGAAGCAGGCAGUCAUGAUAUAC